CGAUAAGUGGAGGGCGCCAUGAGGUUCCGGCCCUUUGUGCCUCACAUCCCUUUUGACUUCUAUGUGUGUGAGAUGGCUUUCCCUCGGGUGAAGCCAGCUCCAGAUGAGACUGCCUUCAGCGAAGCCUUGCUGAAGAGAAACCAGGACCUUGCACCAACUUCUGCUGAACAGGCUUCUAUCCUCUCUCUGGUGACCAAGAUUAACAAUGUGAUUGACAAUUUGAUCGUGGCGCCAGGAACAUUUGAAGUGCAAAUUGAAGAGGUUCGCCAGGUGGGGUCCUACAAGAAAGGCACCAUGAUGACAGGCCAUAAUGUGGCAGAUUUAGUUGUGAUCCUGAAAAUCUUGCCCACUUUGGAAGCCGUUGCUGCCUUGGGAAACAAAGUGGUGGAGAGCCUGAGGACACAGGAUCCUGCUGAAGUACUGACUAUGCUCACCAACGAAACUGGUUUUGAGAUUAGCUCUGCUGAUGCGACAGUGAAGAUCCUGAUCACCACUGUGCCCCCCAAUCUCCGCAAACUGGACCCAGAGUUGCACUUGGACAUUAAAGUCCUGCAGAGUGCCCUGGCUGCCAUCCGACAUGCCCGCUGGUUUGAGGAAAACGCCUCCCAGUCCACGGUGAAGGUCUUAAUCCGUCUGUUAAAGGACCUUAGGAUGCGGUUCCCAGGCUUUGAGCCCCUCACACCUUGGAUUCUUGACCUGCUUGGGCAUUAUGCGGUGAUGAACAACCCAACCCGGCAGCCUUUGGCUCUCAACGUUGCCUACAGGCGCUGCCUUCAGAUCUUGGCAGCAGGGCUCUUCCUUCCUGGAUCUGUCGGCAUCACUGAUCCCUGUGAGAGUGGGAACUUCCGAGUCCACACAGUCAUGACCCUGGAACAGCAGGACAUGGUUUGCUACACGGCUCAAACUCUUGUCCGCAUUCUCUCUCACGGCGGGUACCGGAAGAUCCUCGGUCAAGAAGGCGAUGCCAACUAUUUGGCGACUGAAAUGUCCACCUGGGAUGGAGUGAUUGUAACCCCAUCGGAGAAGGCGUAUGAGAAGCCACCUGAAAAGAAGGAAGGGGAAGAGGAGGAGGAGAACCAGGAAGAGACUGCCACUGCAGAGGAGGAGGAGAACAUGGAAACUCAGGACUGACCUCCCAGGGGAAUUCUCCCUGCCCCAAUUACCCGAUGGACAAAACACCCGAUGAAGUUGUAGGUCAGGACCAAGCCUGCGUCCGCCUCUUGUGUUAUUUCUAUUUGUUUUUAUAGUUCUUGCCAUUAAAAUGGUGUUUUCCUUUAA
Sceloporus undulatus (fence lizard) is the source of this 1278-nucleotide messenger RNA. RefSeq names its product interleukin enhancer binding factor 2 (gene ILF2). The transcript is spliced from 14 exons. Bases 19 to 1131 code for a protein of 370 amino acids. The record is from RefSeq and is a predicted model, not a curated record. Lineage: Eukaryota; Metazoa; Chordata; Lepidosauria; Squamata; Phrynosomatidae.